Messenger RNA from Etheostoma spectabile (orangethroat darter), 4673 nucleotides. RefSeq names its product dynein cytoplasmic 1 intermediate chain 1a (gene dync1i1a). Gene Ontology annotation, biological process: transport along microtubule. NCBI's taxonomy places the organism in Eukaryota, Metazoa, Chordata, Actinopteri, Perciformes, Percidae. The record is from RefSeq and is a predicted model, not a curated record. Gene Ontology annotation, cellular component: cytoplasmic dynein complex. Gene Ontology annotation, molecular function: dynein heavy chain binding; dynein light chain binding. The coding region runs from base 1172 to 3181 and encodes 669 amino acids. The transcript has 18 exons.
ACUUGUCAAAUCUGGACUAAAUUAUCCAAGAGAGGCUAAAGAUUCUUAAAAACACAGUUUCAGUUUUGUGAAAGCUUUAUUCUAUUUGUGAAAAAUGCAACAAAGGGAUUUGACCAGUCCAGGUAGUGGUUUCGGAUCUGGACCUGGUCUAAUUGUGGUCUACAUAUGAAAAAACUGUCAAAUACCCCUUUAUUGCAUUUUCACACAUAGAAGAAAGCUUUCCCAAAUCUGAAACUGUGUUUCUGAAUCAGAAUAAUGAUGACCAUACUGGAUAGAAAAGAAAAAAAAGAAAAUGAAGUUUAGAGAAAUGCUUAGUUCAGAGACGGGUGAGACGUUUUUUUUAGUAGGCUAUAGGCCGGCGUAUUUUGACAGACAGAUGUCAAAAUCAGAUUUUGACAGACAGUUAUAGUAACAUGAAGGGACUGAGUUUGCACAACGUUAGUGUCGCAUUGCAAAAAAACGGAGAAAUUAAAAUGUUCCUAAAUCGUCCUGUAACCUGUCUUUUACCAUGGAAUCAGAAGCUUACCAUAUAUGGGGGACGCUUACCGAAUUGCCACUAAAUAGCUGUUACUUCUUCUGAACUUCAUUAGAGACACAUUUGGUCCAACCGUUGCUCCGUAUUACCCUUUAACUUACCUGCCGCUGCUUCACUGUUUUAGCUAUUAAUGGCCCGUUAACGAAAGCUCAACGGGCGUUCAACCGCGAGCAUUUUUACUCAUCUAUUUUGGUACAGUGACUGUAAAGUGUCAACAUUUGUAUAUUUGUUAGUUUUUGGCUACCGUUACUCCAAAGCACUUCUCCAAAUGGCCACAAGAUGGCGGCGUUGCAAAACCAAUGAGAUGACAGUUCGCGUCAAAGGAGGUGGGAUUUCCUCUCCUCCUUAAACAUCGUUCUACUCCUCCUAGGGAUGUAUCGGCGUGCGGUGCACCUGUUUUAUGUAUGAUUUGGGUCAACGGCCGCUGAAAUGCUCUAUUUGCUACCAGUGUCAUCAAUAGCCAUACGAAUGGUUUAAACGACCUAUUCGUGGGUUCCCGAGAUACCUCGAUUCAGUUUGAUUUAGGUAGAGGAUGUGUUGAUUUUUCUCUUUCGGGGUGCAGCAGUGAGACAGCAUCUUUGCCGGCUGACACAUCAUUAUCAGUAGCCUACGAGUGGACAAGCCCCGUAGGACACCAUGUCGGACAAAAGUGACCUAAAAGCAGAGCUGGAGCGUAAGAAGCAGCGCCUCGCCCAAAUCAGGCAGGAAAAAAAGAUAAAGGAGGAGGAGAGGAAGAAGAAAGAGGUAUGGAAAAAAUCAGAGAGCCAGCAGAAGAGAGAGGCCACCCCAGAGGAUUCAGACUUAGAUCGCAAGCGCAGGGAGACUGAGGCCCUGCUACAGAGUAUUGGCAUCUCACCGGAGCCUUCACUAGUCCAUUCUUUGCAGCCUUUAAUGUUAGAUUCAUGUUAUUUUCAUUAUUUAGUCCCGACCCCUGUGUCCCCCUCCAAAUCAGUGAGCACACCCAGUGAGACGGGGAGCCAGGAUUCAACUGAUGGAGGAGCAGCAGGCAGGUUUAGGUCAGGUUUCUCUAAAAACAAGUCCCAAGCACAGAGCUCAAGGACGCUGCAGUGGGACACAGACCCCUCUGUGCUGCAGCUGCAGGCUGAUUCUGAGCACGGGCGCAGGAUGCAGAGGCUGGGAGCAUCUAAGAUCACACAGGUAGACUUCCUUCCCAAAGAGGUGGUCUCCUACUGCAAAGAGACGCAGACGCCACUCACUGCCCACCUGUCUGAAGUAGAGGAGGAAGAGGAAGAUGAGGAGAUGAUGGAGGCAAAGCCAGGCCCCGAGUCGGAGCAGCAGGAUGAAGAUGACAACAGGGAAAACAAAGAAGGCUCGUUUCCAGUUCUGCGGGAGCUGACAGAGGAGGAGAGGCAGCAGAUCCUGCACUCUUCUGAGUUUCAGAGUUUCUUCGACUGCAGCAUCCGGGUGAUGGAGAGAGCUCUGGCUGAAGACAGCAACAUCUUCUUUGACUACGGUGGCCGGGAGCUGGAGGACAAAGAAGGAGACUUAGGCAGUGGCUCCAGUCUGUCCUUCAGCCGACUCUUCUACGAUGAACACUGGUCGAAACAUCGUGUGAUCACCUGCCUUGACUGGUCACUUCAGUAUCCUGAGUUGCUGGUUGCCUCCUAUAACAAUAAUGAAGAUGCUCCUCAUGAACCGGAUGGUGUUGCCCUAGUAUGGAACAUCAAAUUUAAGAAAACCACACCGGAGUACAUCUUUCACUGUCAGUCUCCAGUAGUAUCUGUGGGCUUUGCCAGGUUUCAUCCCAACCUGGUGGUGGGGGGGACUUACUCGGGACAGAUUGUCCUGUGGGACAACCGCAGUCACCGUCGGACCCCCGUCCAGAGGACUCCUCUGUCUGCUGCUGCACACACUCACCCAGUCUACUGUGUGAACGUGGUCGGCACCCAGAAUGCCAACAACCUGAUCACUGUGUCUACAGACGGCAGGAUGUGCUCCUGGAGUCUGGACAUGCUUUCCCAGCCACAGGAGACCAUGGAACUGGUGUACAAUAAAUCCAAACCCGUGGCGGUGACAGGCAUGGCUUUUCCCACAGGAGAUGUUAACAACUAUGUGGUCGGGAGCGAGGAGGGCACUGUGUACACUGCAUCCAGACACGGCAGCAAGGCGGGUAUCUGUGAGAUGUUCGAGGGCCACCAGGGGCCGGUGACGGGCAUCAGCUGCCACAGUGCAGUGGGCACCGUCGACUUUUCCCACCUAUUCAUCACAUCCUCAUUCGACUGGACCGUCAAACUGUGGAGCACCAAGCAAAACAAGCCUCUGUACUCGUUUGAGGACAACGCCGACUACGUGUAUGACGUGGCGUGGUCGCCUGUUCACCCCGCGAUCUUCGCCGCCGUAGAUGGCAUGGGCCGUUUAGACCUAUGGAACCUCAACAACGACACUGAGGUACCAACUGCCAGUGUGACCAUCGAGGGUGCUUCGGCCCUCAACAGGGUCCGCUGGUCGUCAGGCGGGAAGGAGGUGGCUGUGGGCGACUCAGAAGGCCGAGUCUGGAUCUACGAUACUGGAGAGCUGUCAGUGACUCAUACUGAUGACUGGGCGCGCUUCGCUCGUACCCUGAUGGAGAUCCGUGCUAACCGGGCGGACGGCGAGGAGGAGGGGCCUAUGGAGCUGGCUUCAUAGAACAGGACUCCAAAGAGACCAGUGGGGUGUACUACGAAGCGAGAUUAGUGGUUAGCAAGGCAUGUUAAACCUAAAGCCCAAAUGUCCCAAAGGUGAUUUUUUUUUAACCCGGUAGAUCGUCAUUGUAAGUGACCUACACACCUAGAGUUUCGGAUUGAAAUUGGCUAUAAAAAAGCGACCCUUUUACUGAUCAAUAACUUUGGAAAUUGUGUCACCAUUAUGAGGUUCUCUUUGGAGGGAUUGUUUCAUAGGAUUUCCUUUGGGUUAUUACCCACAUACCCAAUGCCGGAGCCUUAGGGGAACAUGAGGGGGAUUUUGCUAAUAGAAAGUCCUUUCACAGCAUCAAUUGUCUGGUGGAGCUGGCCCACUCCAGUCCCCCGUCCAGUCGUCCCCCCCUCCCCGUUUGUUUCAGAUUAAAUGAACACUUCAAAUAAUACACAGCAUAUCAUCCAUACACUAAGAGAAUGAUGAAGGCACAGCAACUACAUACAACUUUAGAUUACGUUUUUAUGCUUGGUCAUGAUUUACUACCAAGUCACGGCUUAGUUUAGUUUACACGCCUAUCCAUUUUAACAACCUGCCUGAUGUGGGCAGCACGGGAUCGCUCCAUUUUCUGCAGAAGACUCAAAAGACGCCCCAAUUGCCCACUUUUAUAGGAACGUGCAGAGGGCCAGAUGAAGAAAAAAUCGGUGUUAAGAUAUAAAGUUGAUAACCAGCGUUGUGAUACCAAUUAUAUCUGAUUGGGGUUUAAAGUUUUGUUGAGCCAAAAAGAAAGCCAGGCUCUGUGGAACUUGCUUCGCAGUACUCCCCUCUGGUGUGAUUUUAUUGUUGUCACUGUAGCAUGAGCAUCUCAAUCAGUUUAGUUUCGUCAUCUUCAUGUACAUGUUCCUGUCUGGUUGCAACAAAGCCGCAUUUUUAUUGUAUUCUUGCAUUUACUCAACCGGAAAAUGCAAACUGUUAAAAUGUUGACCUCUAUUGAUUUUUCUGCCCUUAUUUAUUUAUUUAUUUAUUUAUUUAGUGACUUAAGUUGAUUUGUUGCUUGCAACCUGUGAGCCUACAGUAUAUACAAAGUGGCAGUCGUAUAGCCUUAUAAGGAUAUGUGUGCUGUGACGAUGCUUUGCACUACCAUAAAAAUAAAGCAGGGUGCAUAGACUAGUCCUGUACUGUUUACAAAAUGUCAUGUUCACUUUAUGUUGUGCUUCUUUUCUCUGUAUUAUGCCUGCAUGCAACACAUUCUUAAAAUAUUACAGAUGCAAACACAAUGAGUUAUUAUGGGGACAUUCCACACAUGAGGCUUUGCGGCUGCUUGAUGUCAGUGUUUCAGGGUGUCAGAAACCGAAUCAAGUCUGGUACUGGCACUUUGAUUUUUGUUCUGAACGAGAGAAACAACUGUAUAUUCUUUAAUGAUCUGUUAAUGAUUAAGAGGUAUAUUGUAAUGCAGAGUGCUGGCUGUUAAAUCUGCUGUGUUUACUAUUAAAGCAUAGCUGAUGAA